AUACAAGCUUUCUAUGAUUUUGCUGCAAAGCGAGAUCGGUAUCGCUAAACUGACUUCAGAUAAGACUGAUAUAUAAUUUGUUUUUAAUAAAUAUGUCUAGAAUUAUAAGAAUCGUGAAAGACGAAGAUGACUUAAUACACGAACUUUCCAUUUUAAUAGAAGAUAAAGCAAACAAAGCUAUAGAAAAAGAUGAGCUUUUCAAAAUUGGAUUAUCAGGUGGCUCUCUAAUCAAGUUUCUUUCUAUUGGGUUACCAAAAAUCGAAACAGAUUGGUCUAAAUGGAGAUUAUUUUUCUGCGAUGAACGAGUAGUCCCAACAGAAAGUUCAGACUCUACGUAUGGAAUGUACAAAGCAGCAUUGAUAGGCACUGUGCCUUUGACUGAAGACCAGUUUAUAAAAAUUGAUCCGAAUUUGACAGCGGAGGAGGCGGCCCGGGACUACAUCCAGAAGCUGUCGGUGUUCUUCCCUCCCGACUCGCUGCCGCGCUUCCACCUGCUGCUCCUGGGCGUGGGGCGCGACGGCCACACCUGCUCCCUGUUCCCGGGACACCGCCUGCUGGACGAGACCAGCGUGUGGGUGGCGCCCGUCGCGGACUCCCCCAAGCCCCCGCCGUCCCGCGUCACCCUCACCUUCCCGGUCGUCGACAACGCCGAGUGCGUGGCUUUCGCCCUGGCCGGGGCGGGCAAGGCCGACGUGGUCCGGAGGAUCCUGAAGGACAAGGAGCCUCUUCCCGCAGGCAGAGUGAAUCCGACCAAUGGGAAGCUGAUCUGGCUUCUGGACGACGAGGCCGCCCAACAUAUCAAAGAUGUCACGCCAUAAAGCAUAGCGAAGAAGCAAGACUCUGUGAUUUAUUUUGUAUGGGGGAAAUAUGAAAUAUUCCACUUCCUGAUGUAAAUUUAUUUUCGCUAGUUUUACAAAAGUUUUUAUGGUUAUCCAAAAAAAAUAAAAAUUAUAUAUAUAUAUUUAAGAGAAGCUUAUAAGCUUUUGUCAUGCAGGAUUUGCACCUGAUGUUCCUUAUCACGGAUUCAACACCGCGGGAGAGUACCGUAAGUCUGUCAAGGUGUUGUUGAUCACAUCCUUGUUUGUUUUCUCCUUGCGUAGGCUGUCUGUAGGCAUGUGCGAAUAAGUAUUUAUAUACCUAUGUUGAAUAAAAAUGGAUUAUAUUUUUCGAACUGAAUGAAAAUUAUUGUAAUUACAAAUAUUUUUAAGGGGUCAAAAGAGUAAAAAUAAUUCUCAUUUCCAUGAUAUUUUAUAUUUUUAUUGUAAAUUGAGGGAAGAGGAUUUAAUUUAGAUUUGAACAUAUUCUAAGCAUAAUUUUUGAUACAGAAAAUUAAAAUAUAUUUAGCAAUUAUUUUUAACCCUGCUGCUGUUCUGCUUAGAUUUAUAUUCACUUUUACUGUUUGGGUCAGUAUGACCCAAAAAAGUGCAUUUUACUCGUAAGUACACACACAAACUUCUAUUUUAUCCUCCCAAUUUUACCAACUCCAUUCAUACUUAAUGGUUUUUAUUAAAAAAACCAGCAACAAUUAAGUUCCAUUCAGAUUUACAAUUCACACUGUUCGGACCAAUAGGUUUGACCGAAAAAUUAAUUUUAUGGUCUUCACCACAAAUCUCCAGUUUUACUAUACAUUAUUUGCUAAUUACUACCAUACAACAGAUAAAACAGAUCAGCAAACAUUAAAAAAAAGCAUCAGGAAACUAUGUAUAAAAAAAAAAGAAAUAGCCUCAGGUGUCUAUUAGAGAUCUGUCUCGAGAAAAUACUUUGUGAAUGAUGUUCGUCAUCAAAUUUUUCAUGUCAAUCAGAAUAUUGGCAUUCUGUAUUCUAUUAUCUGCAGCUGGGACGUUAAUAAUAUACAUUUAACUGUUCAAGACAUUGUUGCUUUAAAUGUGGACAAGCAUUAUCUGGAUACCAUAGACUUUUGGUAGAUUCUCCACAGAAACAAGAUUAAGUGCUUAUAGCAAUAAAACUAAAAUAAAAGCAAAAUGAAAGGCAAAACAAUAAAACCAAAAUAAUGUUACUGAAUAAGCUAAUUUUGUCUCUUAAAACGUUAGAUUUAUUUUGUGAAUCUUAAUAAGAUUUUGCUAGGAAAAUUGUAACAUUUAUUUCACAAGUACGUAUAAAAAUGUAUGUAAUCUAAUGUAUCGGUUUUUAGGAGUAAAAUAGAAAUUAUUUUUUCAACAUUGCAUAGUGAUUUUUUGGUCAGUAAAUAAUAAUGUAAUAAUAAGGCAUUGACAAAUGGUAAAAUGUUAAUUUGAAACUAUGCAUAUUACUAAAAAAAAGUAACCACACAAUUACUUCUAAAGCUAUAUAGUUUGAGUUGUUUUAAUAAUAGAAUGUGAUACAUACCACAAUUAAAGUAAUUUUAUGUGAUUUUGUUUGAUGCUGUAUAACCUUGAUAUUAUUGAAUAUAAAACCAUGAAACCUUGGCUCUGAUAAUGGAAUGAACCAUACCUACCAGGCUUAGAAAAAAUAUGAUUAUUAAUUUUUGAAUUUGAAAGUUGUUGAUUUGUUUCCUGAAAUUUUGCAAAACACUUUUUACAGUGUUAUUAGCAUGGAGUUAAGAAUUGUCACUCACUUUGUCACUUUGUACCUCACAAUGGCCAUAUUGCGACACCAAAUAAGGUCAUUUGAAACUGUUUCCAAAAUGUGACCACUUCACUUCAUUCAAUGUUUCAGGUGUCCCUCAAACUUGGUUAUAAACCAUCUCUAUAUAUAUAAAUGGAUGUUGGUAUGUAUGAUGUCGAUAAACUUGAACACAGUUUGACCUAUCACCAUGACAGUUGGCACCCCUGAGUGUUUUUUUAAUGGAGGAGGUUUUUAUGCUAUUCAUUUUGCUGUAACUUGCCACCAGAUGGCUCUGCAGCACAUCAAAUUUUAUUAAUUACAUUCAACCGAUCGCCAUGAAAAUUGGUAUAUUUUAAUUUUUACGUCUUUAAUCCUCAAUAACAACAAAUAGUGAUUGUGAAUGUGAUUAGGAAUUAGUGAGUGAGUUUAAAAUGGAAUACCAUUUCAAAUGCUUUAUAGAUUCUAAAUUACAUACAAACCAUCCAUUUGAGAUAUAUAGGACAACAUCUGCCGAGUUCUGCUAGUAAAACAUACAAACGAUCAAAAUCUGCUUAAAAAAAAGUUAGCCUAAAGUGUAGAUAAAUAAUGUAGGUAGUCCUUGUCAACCGGUUCAAGAAUUUAAAUUUCUGAAUUUUUUAAAAUAUUUUUUCUUUGAAUUUUGUGUCUCAAAUUUCAAAUAUGAAUAUUAAAUGUUUGAUGGUCUGUUUUUAUUGGCCCAAAUCUAAUAAAAACAAAGGAAUACUGAAAGCUCCUGUUUUAUAAAUGAUGUUAACCUAAAUAUAAACCCAUUAAUUAUUCCUUAUUUAAUUUUCUAUGCUUUAACACCGAGUUAAGUUGGCAUUACAUGCAAACUUCCCUGUACAUACUCAAAGUAUGUAGAGGAACCAGAAAGUGAAGUGUGUUCUGCUUUUAUUAUGUGACAGUUGUUAUCCUGCAUGCAUAAUGACUGUAUUUAAUAGUGACAUAGUCUAUGUUUAAUCUUUAAAAAAUAAUAUUAAUAUUUUUUCCCUCCAAACAAUCAAGUAAUGAUUUAAUUUUUUUUAAUUUUUUUUGUUUUGCUUGUUAAAGUAUGUGUAUUUCAUUAAAUUUGAUUCAAAUUUUAAGAUUAUGACUUUAAAAAUUCGCACAUGCCUAGGUAUUUUUCCCCAUACUACUGUACAUUUUGCUCUGUCACUAUGCUUGUAACCAUUGAUUGUAACUACCCAAUGAUUAAAGGAAUGUGUUGUGAUUAUUGAUAAUUUUUCACAUUUCAUGUUGAUGCAUCCAUGGAACAUUCAUUUUUGGGUUCUGUUCAGGUUUGUAUCACUGCAACUAUAGUUUUUUGUUACAAAUAGCAUAUAUUUUUUUAAUUUUUCUAACGAAGAAUUUCUGUGCAUUUAAAAUAUUUGUUCUUGUUAUAAAAAUAUAUAUAUUUUUCCUUGUUUAAAUUUAUUUUUACUGCUUAACCUAUACGUGCAAUAUGAUUUUGGUGAUAUAAUUUAAUUUAUGAGUACCGAUAUUUUAUAUGUAUGAUAUCAAAUGAUGCCGUCGUGAAAACUAUUCCCUGAUAUUUUCGUGAAACACAAAUUAUGAAAUGUGAAACACUUUAUGUAACAAUUUUGGGAAUGAACUACAUACAAAGUUCUUUAUUAAUUUUAUAUUCCAAUAAAUAAGACUGCUUUAUGGAUGAAUUGAAUUGUUUCUUCUUAUGUUACCGUUUGGUCUUCAUCACUGUAGUAAUAUUUUAAGUAUUUUGAAAAUGACCAAAGUUCUGCAUAAGCACAGUACUUUUAUCUUUCAAACUAAAGAUGACUAGAAGGGUAGCUGGAUGUAAUUUUCUUUCUUACUGCCUAAAAUUUAAACAAAUAAUUCAUUUAUUUUUUAUAAUCAAUAUUUUAAUAUUUGGUACCUACAGGCAUGUUUAUUUGAAGGCAGAAUAAAAUUUUAGCAGCAUC
Bacillus rossius redtenbacheri is the source of this 4499-nucleotide messenger RNA. RefSeq names its product 6-phosphogluconolactonase. The coding region runs from base 93 to 818 and encodes 241 amino acids. Gene Ontology annotation, molecular function: 6-phosphogluconolactonase activity. Gene Ontology annotation, biological process: carbohydrate metabolic process; pentose-phosphate shunt. NCBI's taxonomy places the organism in Eukaryota, Metazoa, Arthropoda, Insecta, Phasmatodea, Bacillidae. The record is from RefSeq and is a predicted model, not a curated record. The transcript is spliced from 4 exons.